This is a messenger RNA of Trematosphaeria pertusa, 1614 nucleotides long. Its product is annotated as amidohydrolase 3. The record is from RefSeq and is a predicted model, not a curated record. The transcript is spliced from 2 exons. Gene Ontology annotation, molecular function: hydrolase activity, acting on carbon-nitrogen (but not peptide) bonds. Bases 1 to 1614 code for a protein of 537 amino acids. Lineage: Eukaryota; Fungi; Ascomycota; Dothideomycetes; Pleosporales; Trematosphaeriaceae.
AUGGCGCCCGUGAUCUCUUCCACGACACCCAAUAACAGCACAGCUUAUAUAAACGGCCGUGUCUUCACCAUCGACUCUGAACAACCAUGGGCAUCCGCUUUCAUCAUCUCCCCCGAAGGGCUCUUCACCCACGUCGGCAGCGAUGCCGCCAUUAGCGCCUUCGCCCGGCAGUCUCACCUCGUCACCGUGGAUCUGAAGGGUCGUUUCGUCAUGCCCGGUAUUCACGACGCGCACAUGCACUUGCUCUACUCCGGCCUGGGAUUGAUAAGUGAUGCCAACAUCGGAUACGAUACGACCGACGCGACUAUCGGGCCAAGGAUCAAGGAACAGAGCUGCAGAUGCGAGUACGUACACGCGUACCAGGACUGGAUCAUGGCGAAUAUGUACAGCAAUGAAGGCUUCCCGAAUGGCAUCGCUGAUCGGAAGUACUUGGACGAGGUGUUUCCGGAUCAGCCGGUCGUAGUGCUGGGCGGAGCCGGACAUUCCAGGCUGCUUAACACCGAGGCACUGAAAAGAGCUGGGUACGAUAUUGAGAACGAGAAGGAUAUUCAGGGGAGCAAGUUCUACCGCCGGGAAGACGGGAGCUUGACGGGUGAGCUGGGCGAGACGGCCAUGAACAAGGUGGCGAUUGCGAUGCCGGCGCCUUGUCUCGCGCACAUUAAGAGGGCUCUAAAGCAUGCCAUUAGCAUUGCGCAUAGAGCGGGUGUCACGAGCUGUCAGGAAGCGAGCUCCAACACACUACUCCUACAUGCGCUGCGCGAAUUGGAGACCGAAAACCAACUUCACAUGGACAUCGCUGCGCACAUUGUCUACGGGCCUGAAUUCGUCGCCUCCGAGUCCAAAGCCACCCUGCAUCCUCUCCUUGAUGCAGCGGAAAAGUGGAAGAGCAAGCACGUGCAGACGGGCUUCAUCAAGAUCAUCCUAGACGGUGUGCCCCUGCCCCCGCUGUUCACGCACUGUGAGCUGGAUGAGCACGGUGCACCGGAUAAGACCAAGAUCUUCGUCGAAGACAUCGCCGACGCGAUUGCGAAGUACGACCGGAAAGGCAUGACGUUCAAGGUCCAUUGCGCGGGGCAAGGGUCGACAAGAAUGGCUCUUGAUGCGAUUGAGGCCGCGAGGCAGAAGAAUCCCAAUGGACCAAGGCAUGAAAUCGCGCACUGCAGCGGAGUGCAUGACGACGAAUACACCCGCUUCAAGAAGCUCAACGUCACAGCCGAAAUGUCGCCCGCCAUGUUCUUCGUGCACCCCGUAACCUCCGCCUCGCACGGCCUCAUGGACUGGAACUUCCCCAAGAUGCUCGACACCGGCGCGCUUAUGACGCUCGGCUCCGAUUGGGGCGCUACUCCCGAUCCCUCGCUCUUCGGCCCGCUGGCGAACAUUGUGGAGUCGGUAGGACGCGGAUCCAAGGAGAAGGGCGGCGAGAUACUGUGCCGUAUGCUUACGCUUCAGGGGGCAGAGGCUGUGAGGAAGGAGAAGGAGGUGGGGAGUAUUCAGGUGGGGAAGAUUGCGAAUUUUAUUGUGGUGGAUAGGGAUUUGAGUGUGGGGGAGUUUGAGGGUGCGAAGGUGUUGAGGACGUAUUUUGAGGGCGAGUGUGUUUGGAAUGCGGAGGUAUAG